Strongylocentrotus purpuratus (purple sea urchin) is the source of this 7354-nucleotide messenger RNA. RefSeq names its product regulatory-associated protein of mTOR (gene rptor). Gene Ontology annotation, biological process: cellular response to amino acid stimulus; TORC1 signaling; positive regulation of cell growth. The transcript is spliced from 33 exons. Gene Ontology annotation, cellular component: cytoplasm; TORC1 complex. Lineage: Eukaryota; Metazoa; Echinodermata; Echinoidea; Camarodonta; Strongylocentrotidae. The coding region runs from base 232 to 4194 and encodes 1320 amino acids. Gene Ontology annotation, molecular function: protein binding; protein-macromolecule adaptor activity. The record is from RefSeq and is a predicted model, not a curated record.
CGUAUUCGUGACGUCAUUCGUAAAUAGCACACUGAAUGAAAGAAAAUGGCGACACAUGUCUCUACGAGAAGUGUGUAAUCACAACCGAAUAUCAGUAAAUACAGGCACUUUGUGAAGUCUGCCACGUGUUUUGUUUGAUCUAAGGAAAGGAUUUGCAUCACUUGAUCAAAUUUCGACGGUCAAAACUUCUUUGAGUCUACCAGUUUUGCAGAUCGACAGCAAACAUCGAAAAUGUAUGAGGACAUCACGGAAUCGGAGGAGAGCGACUUGUGUGACUGGCAGCUGCCGCUUGCAUACAUGAAGAAACGACACACAGACCCAAUCGAAGGAAGCAAAACAGAAACACAAACAUGGCGAAUGAAAGAACGGAUGAAGACAGUGAGUGUAGCUCUUGUGAUAUGUCUCAACGUUGGUGUGGACCCCCCUGACACAGUCAAAACUUCACCAUGUGCAAGGCUAGAAUGCUGGAUAGACCCACUUGCUCUUAGCCCAUCCAAGGCUCUCGAGGCCAUAGGUACCAGUUUACAGAAGCAGUAUGAAAGAUGGCAGCCUCGGGCUCGUUACAAGCAGACCCUUGACCCCACAGUGGAUGAGGUCAAGAAGCUCUGUACCUCCCUGAGACGUAAUGCCAAGGAAGAGAGGGUUCUGUUCCACUACAAUGGCCAUGGGGUUCCUAGACCAACCACCAAUGGAGAGGUCUGGGUAUUCAACAAGAAUUACACCCAGUACAUCCCGCUAUCCGUAUAUGACCUUCAGACCUGGAUGGGCAGUCCGUCUAUCUUCGUCUACGACUGCUCCAAUGCAGGACUUAUACUGGAAUCCUUUGAGCAGUUCUCUGUACAGAAGGAGCAGGACAGAGAGCUUGUGGGGAAGAGCCCCACCCCAAUAAACAGGACCCAGGUGCCCCUGCCCCCACCGGCCAAGAACUGCAUCCAGCUGGCUGCGUGCGGCUCCAAUGAACUCCUUCCUAUGAAUCCCGAGCUUCCUGCCGAUCUCUUCACAGCUUGCCUCACCACACCCAUCAAGAUUGCAUUGAGAUGGUUUUGUAAUCAGAGGAGUAGCUAUCUGGUGCCAGGAGUCACACAAGAACUUGUAGACAAGAUUCCAGGAAGGUUAAAUGAUAGGAGAACACCACUGGGUGAACUCAAUUGGAUCUUCACUGCAAUCACAGACACUAUAGCAUGGAAUGUAUUACCUAGAGAUCUAUUCCAGAAACUAUUCAGACAAGACUUGUUGGUAGCCAGCCUCUUCAGGAAUUUCCUCUUGGCAGAGAGGAUUCUUCGUACAUACAACUGCACUCCAGUGUCGAGUCCCAGGCUACCACCCACAUACCAACAUCCGAUGUGGCAAGCAUGGGACCUAGCAGUCGAUGCCUGUCUCUCUCAACUCCCAACCCUGGCCAAAGGUGCAGAGUACAAGCACAGUCCUUUCUUCGCUGAGCAGCUCACAGCCUUCCAGGUCUGGCUAGGUAUGGGGUCGGAGAUCAGAGAACCACCAGAACAACUCCCAAUCGUGCUUCAGGUUCUGUUGAGUCAGGUGCACAGAUCAAGGGCUUUAGAUCUCCUUGGUCGGUUCCUAGAUCUAGGACCAUGGGCUGUCAGUCUGGCCUUGUCAGUGGGUAUCUUCCCCUACGUCCUGAAGCUUCUUCAGAGUUCGGCCAGGGAGCUGAGACCACUCCUUGUCUUUAUCUGGGCAAAGAUCCUAGCGGUGGACAGGUCUUGUAAAGCAGAUCUAGUGAAAGACAUGGGUCACAAAUACUUCCUCUCCGUUCUCGCGGAUCCCUACAUGGUGGCUGAGCACAGAACAAUGGCUGCCUUUGUAUUAGCUAUGAUAGUUGAGGAUUACCAGAACGGACAGGAAGCAGCGUUUCAGGGUAACGUUAUAGCGAUCUGUCUGGAGCAGCUAAACGACCAGCACCCUCUACUCAGACAGUGGCUAGCUCUGUGUAUAGCCAGGGUAUGGACCAACUACAAUGCGGCAAGAUGGUGCGGUGUGAGGGACAGUGCUCAUGAGAAGCUAUACAAGCUACUCAAUGACCCUAUACCAGAGGUGAGGGCUGCAGCAACCAUAGCUCUGGGAACAUUCAUAGGCAAUGGAACAGAUCGGACUGACCAUGCCAUGACCAUCAAUCAUAAUAUAGGAGUUACAUUGCUUUCUGUGGCCAAUGAUGGAAGUGCAAUAGUAAGGCAGGAACUCGUGGUGGCGCUCUACCAGUUAAUCAAGCAGUCGGAGACCCAGUUUGCGACCAUCGCCCGGCAGCUGCUAGACGAGGAGCAGAGCUCGGAUGAGAACCUGGCGCCACGGAGCGCAGCAGUCACGUCUGGUGGGUGGCUUGUGGUCCAUGACUCUCUCAAUACAAAUGACCAUUUACGUCGCGCCUCAGUGGCCGUCACGAACACCGCCAGCCGGAAGUCCAUCUCUAUCCUCCCCCGAACGUCCAGCGGAAACAACCUGCAGCACCUCAACGGUGCCACAGUUGCCAAGUCACCGUCAAGCAGCAGUUCUUCACCGGGCAGUGGGGACUUCCUUAGUACUCCAACCCUUAACGGAAAAGGGUUACCAAGAGUGCCGUCAAGCUCCUCCCUGUCAUCCAACGUCUUUGUCCAGAUGUGGAGGGUCAUUCUGCUCUUGACCCAUGACCCCCAUCCAAAGGUCAAGGAGCUAGCCCAGACCCUGGUCAAUGCGAUCAAUCUCAAGGCAACCAUCUCUGCCAAACCACAGCUGGUGAGGGACAGCAGAAAGACAAGCUCUGCGCCGUCUAGUCCUACCAGGAACUCACAGUCAUCACCACCACAAGACAUGAGUGAUUCACCACCCCUGAACAUCCCCAAUGAGAUCAUGAGACCCGUCCCCAUCAAGCCCUGGGAGCAGCCUCCGCCAGAGAGACCCCAGAACCCUGGCCCCAUCGACGCCCAGUACCCUGGCCCAUCCCCCACCCUCCACUCACAGCGAUUCACCAGGACCAGGAAGCUGCACGACAGGGGACCAAGCGUGACGUAUGAGGAGGUAGAAGAUGUGAUGACUACCAAGAAUCUCACCAUCACUACAGAGUUCUCUGAUUGGUGCUGCAAGUACUUUGCUCAGUCGGUCAUGAAGGCUCCAGAAGAGAUGGAUCCGUUCAGUGGUCUACAUCACAUGAGAGAAUGGAGGUUUGUACGCAACGCCAGGAUACGCAAUGAGACGAGGGAACAACUCAAGAAAGCCAAAUCUUGUCAUUUAGACGAUCAGAUCUUCAUCAACAAGAACUCUGCUGUACCCUAUGUGGUUAAGUUCCAUCCAUUCAACCCCCAUGCUAUCGUAGCUGACAGGGAAGGUGUAUGUGUAUGGAACUGGGAGAGUGGUGAAAGGUUAAACUACUUCCUCAACAAGAACCCCAAGCAUUCAAAGAUUACCUCAAUGGAUAUACUCAACUCUCACGACCUGGCGCUAGUCAUGACCGGAGCAGACGACGGAUCAGUGCGUAUAUGGAGGAAUUAUUGGACGCCAGACGGGAGGCCCGUGGAGCUUGUAACAGCUUGGCAAGCCUUGUCUGAUAUGCUUAUCUCUAAUAGAGGAUCUGGUCUAGUUCUAGAUUGGGAGCAGGGAUCAGGGAUGCUUCUAGCCUCAGGGGAUGUCAGGACGAUACGGGUCUGGGAUACCCAGAGAGAACUCAAACUACAGGAUAUACCCACAGGUGCGGAUAGCUGUGUUACAAGUCUUGCGUGUGACUCAGUGGGAAGGUCUCUACUUAUAGCAGGGUGCGGGGACGGAUCAGUCAGGCUGUACGACAGAAGACUAGCUCCACAAGAAUGUCGGGUGAUGACAUUACGAGAGCAUCAGAGCUGGGUUUCUAAUGUUCAUCUACAGAAAGGAGCAGGGGAUGGCAAGAUUAUCAGUGCUGGUCUUGGAGGUGAUGUCCGAUUCUGGGACCCUCGAUUCACCGAGUCAGUGAAGGUAGUCAACACAGCUCCAGAUCUAACCACCAUGGAAGUCCACCCACAUGCAGGAAUAUUUGCCUGUGGGUACAAGAACCAGCAGAUCAAUGUGUACAACAUGCAUGGAGACUCACUAAGCACUAUCAAGUAUUACGAUGGGUUUAUAGGGCAGAGGAUAGGCCCGGUUAGCACACUGGCCUUCCAUCCUUACAAGCUCCAUCUAGCUGCUGGUUGCCGAGACUCCUUCCUCUCCAUCUACUCCACAGAUAAGAAGAGAUAACCCUGGCAUCGUCCACACUCCUCUACGUUACACGUCUGAAUUGUGUACAGCUAUCUGUGAAACGAUCAUUCUAUGUGGAGCAAUGAUGUCGUGUACCGGUGGUUUAUUGCCAGUUGGUCUUUAACUUCUGUCAUCUGAUAUCUAACCUAGUUCAUAUUAUUUCGUUUUGUCCUUAUCCAUUUGUCUACCUGUAUUACUCUAUACAUACGAUCCAAUUAUCAUUUCAUUUAAUGAACAUUCUGCCUUGCAGGUAGUGAGGUUAAGACUGAUUUCCUUUACUACCAUAUGAAAUGCAUAAAAGAAGACUAGUAUGGGGCAAGACCAAUGAGGUAGACCAAAUGAGUCAGUUGACAAUAUGGCCUACUAAACGUAUUGCCUGUCAGGAAAAAUGAUCACUGGACCAUGUAUGGAAAUUAGGUUUGGACCAAAUGGCAUUAGACCAAGUUGUAGACCAAGUGGCAAUUUACCAUACUGGUGCACAUAUUUGAAAAGUGUGCAAUUCUGAACACGUCCAUGCUUGAGCCUUCUUCUUGUGUGUCUUUACACUUACUUUGAAAAAGAAAAAACAACUUCCUUUAACGACCGUGUCUGCAAAAUGUGUGUUUAGUGCCUCGAAAUGAAUCAUGUACCAUAUAUAUAAAGUGCACAAUACACUGUAAAUCUACCCUGUCAAUUAAUUUUCAUAACCCCCCCCCCCCUCCCCCCAACAUAAACUUUCCACCUUUUAGUGGUUAUGUCAUGGAGUAUUGGCAAAAUUUAAAGUCGGUAUGAUCAUAUGCUUCAAAUCAAUUUACUUAUUAAAAAUAUACGUUUAUUCUUUAUAGUGACAAUUACACCUUGUGGAAUGGUAAGGACGUAUAUAUACUCACCCCCUAAUCUGAUAAACUUUUAAGCUAGUAUUGUGGUAGUCUAAUUCAUGUUUGCAUAAGACGAUGAAAGGAGAAUCUACAUGUGGUGCUUUCUUCAACAUAAGGUCACAAAAUGAAAUUCAGAUGGAUUAUUUACCAUUCUCCAUGAUGGGCAUUAAUUGUGCUACAAUGUGCUAACUGUACCCAACAGUCUAAAUGGAGAUCACAUUCUAUCUGUUCAUACUCAUGUAUCAUGGAUGCAGCUUGGAUUGUGUGUUUGGAGCGACUCUGUCUUAAAGUUUACAAGUUGAUGACCGUGUGGCUCAAGACGAUAAAUCAAUCUAUAAAUCUGUGUCCUGCGUAACAUUGUUCAUGUCUUCACACAAAGCCAUAGGCAGCUUAGGUUAGUGAUGACAAAUCAUUUAUUGAGAUUUGAGAAUCACAAGGGCUUUGAAUAUUAGUAUGUGCUCACACUCUCUAGCCUUCAUGAUGUAUUGCAUUUCAAGAAGUGGGCUAGGCGGGGAGAAGCCACCAGAUUGUGCCAUACUUUAUCAAUGUGAAUGGAUGAUAUACAUCCUGUACAUUAUUCUUUGUUGGGAUGAGAGCUCGAGAUAUAUUGGCUGUCAUAUCCCAUGCAGGAUUUGUUUCUUUUCAUGUCUAUAUCAAUCAGUAUUCCUCGGAGUGAAGAAGAAAAACAAAACAAACCAACAAAAAUAACACUCUAUGGAAGUAGUGAGCAAUAAAACUGUCUGAAGCUUGAAUAGAGCUUUAGGCUUUGUCUUGUAAUCAAUCAAUACGGAUUGAUCGCAAGUCCUUUAAUCAUGCACAAACUUACAAUCUCCCAUCUCUUUAGUACAGAUUUGUUAUCACGGGCGGAUCCAGGGGGUGCCCACCCCACCCCACUCCCCUCCCACCCCACCCUCUGCACAUUAAGUUUGGACACUAUAAAACAUGGUGCUAAUUUUUAAUUGUAAGAUACGUCAGCUGUUAUUUAUCAAUCAUCAUCAUGUUACCUUUGCUUUAAUUUAUUAUUUAAUCAAUCUGCAAGAAAGAUUGUUUUUCUCUGAAAAAUUUAGGAAGCACAAAGCUAAUGAUCAUAUUAGUAGUAGUAUUCAUUACAAUGUAAGAAAUACAAGAGGUAAACUGAAAUGACUCAUUUCAUGUCAGCUUAUGUUUAGAACUGCUCAAUUCUUGGACUUUGAGACACCAAACGACCAAAUAUCUUUGACUUACCGGUACCCUUUUAUAGUAUUUGAAAUUACAAUUAUGUCAUGGAUAUUGUCAUCAGGGACAGUCAAUACUUUGUGCUUAACAGUAAUUAAUUUUCAAGACAAGUUCUUGAGAAAGGAAAUUACCAUGAUCUGUCCAUGCAUGCUCAGGUAAGUUAAGAUACUGGUAUUGCAAUAUUUCAUAGGAAGCGACGUGAAGAAUAAAGUGAAAAGCUUACAUUGUGCUUGAGAAAGAUAGCCCAAGCUCCAUACCUAUGGCUUUUGGGGGUGGGGGGGGGGGGGAAGAGAUUUCAUGUUCCAGCAGUUCUUGAAGUGGAAACUGGUCAAUUUUGUUAUUCUUCAUUCACUUGUCCCCCCCCCCCCCCUUCCACCAAAAUUAUUGAGAAAUAUUUGGCAUAAGAAUGAAAUGCAACAAUAUAUUUCCAUCUGAAAGAAAUUUUGUGACUAGAAUUAUUUUCAUAAAACAAGUACGGUACCUAAACAGUAAUGCUAUUAUAAUUAUUAUUUUUUAUUGAAAAUUGAUUUCUCACUUUCAGUUCUUAACUAAAUUUUUUUGUAUAAUUUUUUUGCAGAAAUACUUUAAUUACGGAAUGAAAAGAAUGAAAUUUGAUGAACACAGUUCACUAUGUCUGUGUACCAAUGUUGUACUUGUAAUUCCUCGUCCAUUCGCUAAAAUUUUAGUUUCCAGAUUAUUGUAACCUCGAUGUAAUAGUAUGUUACUCUUUCUAUAUUUCCCAUACCGGUAAGCAUACAUGAACAUUGCAACUUGAAGGGCACAAAACCUAAUUUUGAUGUCAACCAAACAAUAUUUUGACCAGGCUCGUGACAAAACACUUUAUUUUGUGAAAUGCGAUGUUAAGAUUAUUACGAAAAAGAAAUCCUCUCAUAUGCCCUAUCCAGUCAUAAAGAAAGGGUAUGCAGUAUUUAAUUUUGUCUGAAUAUGUACAAUUUCUGAUUUCUUUUGUAAAACUGUAUAUAAGAUAAACUAUGGAAUGUUAUGAAAUUGUAUUUGUAUAAAGAAGCAUGACUGCUCAAUAUGGUCUUUGUUCAAAAUAAAGAUUCAUGUCUGACAUAAUAUAUAAA